GGUAUAUAAAGCCGCAGUUGUUCUAGCAUUCUCAAUUCACUUUCCUCUCUCUCCUCUGCUCUAACGAUAACUCUGCGAAUCGACAUGAAGACCUCAGUGGCCGUCGUUGUUGUUUUGAUGGCAUGUGCCGUCUCCGCCCAGUUCCCAGCCGGAUGGAACUACAACCCAUUCCUUUACUACCCCUACACCGCACAACAACCACCUGUCCAGGAAACUGCCGAAGUUGCUGCCGCUCGUGCCACUCAUCUGGCCGCCCACGCAUCCGCAAGAGGGUCCCGUGUAAUCGCCUCCCAGCCAACCCCCGUGCCUGUAUGGGGACAACCAGGUGCGGUUCUGGACACUCCCGAAGUUUGGGCGGCUAAGGUUGAACACUACCGCGCCCAUUCUGCGGCCGCUGCUGCCAAUGGAGUCGUAUCGACGCUGCCACCUCUGCAAGUGGUGAACUGGGGAGUCCCUCAACCAGUUCAAGACACUCCCGAAGUCGCUGCCGCCCGUGCUGCCCAUUUGGCUGCUCACGCCGCUGCCCGCGGUAAACGAUCCAUCCAGGACACCCCCGAAGUGAUGGCCGCCACCAUCGAACAUUACCGCGCUUAUAACGCUGCAGCUGCGGCUAACGGAAUCAUGGCUUACUUGCCCGCACGUUACGCCAAUAUGCCCUGGGGAAUGCCUCAACAAGUACAAGAGACUCCCGAAGUAGCUGCAGCCCGUCGUGCUCACAUGGCCGCACACGCUCAUGCCGCUGCACGAGUUGCGAAGGUAAUUCCCGUCCAACCGGCCCCUACACCCGUUUGGAGCCAACCUGCCCCUACACCCGUUUGGGGCCAACCGGCUGUGAUCCAGGACACACCCGAAGUUCACGCUGCUAAACUAGCUUUCUUCCGCUCAUUUAACGAAGCCGCGGCUCGAUCCGGUUAACCACAUCAGCACCGAUCCUCCAUCAAGUCUUCUUUCAAGCAUCACGCAAAUGCCAAACGUUUUUGUAAAUCAAAUUGUUGCCCGAUGGUUAUCGAAACCGCCCUUUUCUCAAAAGAAAACGUGAACUGUUGUAAAAUGAAAUUUCCCUCUUUAUUCGGUUUUGGUGAUCCCCCGUCUGGCAUUUAUAAAUAGACCAGUACUUUCAAA
Molecule: messenger RNA, 1122 nt
Organism: Daphnia carinata
Lineage: Eukaryota; Metazoa; Arthropoda; Branchiopoda; Diplostraca; Daphniidae
Product: cuticle protein 18.7-like
Exons: 2
Coding region: 85-915 (276 amino acids)
Cellular component (GO): chitin-based extracellular matrix
Molecular function (GO): structural constituent of chitin-based larval cuticle
Source: RefSeq, a predicted model, not a curated record